Molecule: messenger RNA, 1707 nt
Organism: Penicillium riverlandense
Lineage: Eukaryota; Fungi; Ascomycota; Eurotiomycetes; Eurotiales; Aspergillaceae
Product: putative AMP-binding domain protein
Exons: 5
Coding region: 1-1707 (568 amino acids)
Source: RefSeq, a predicted model, not a curated record
AUGUCAGGCGUCAAGUCGCGUUUGUCGGGCCUCCUGGGCCACUUCUCCUCGGGCCCUGUCCCCUUUGAGCAUCGCUACAAUCACCAUACCCUAUCACCAACCUUCUUCCUCCCUCGCGCGGCGGAAAUUGAACCCAAUGCCGAGGCAAUCUACCAUGUGACAGCCAACAACAAGGUGCUGCGUCGGACAUACCAGGAGACCGCCGACCGUGCUAGGGGUCUGGCGUACUACCUCAAGAAGCGUAGCUUCAAGAGAGUAGGAAUCCUAUGCCCCAAUACCCCGGCAUUCCUGGAAUCGAUAUUUGGCAUUGCGGCGGCGGGUUCGGUAAAUGUUGCGGUCAACUAUCGCCUCAAGCCCGAAGAUAUCGCUUACAUCUUCGACCACGGAGAUGCCGACCUAAUCAUCGUGGACGAAGAAUUUGUCCCUCUACUCGAAACAUAUCGAUCGGCGCAUCCCAAAGUGCCUAUUCUUGUGGAUACCGACACCGAUGCAACGGAGGGAGAAUUGAAAGGCCCUUUUGAUGACGCGGUUCUCGAGGGACUGCGGUAUGACUCUGAGACCGGGGCAAAAGGCUGGAGCGCCCUGGAAAGCCAGGCGGCUGACGAGGAUUCCACGAUUGCGCUGGCAUACACCAGUGGCACUACGGCCCGGCCCAAGGGUGUUGAAUAUACCCAUCGUGGAUGCUACUUGGCCGCCCUAGCUAACGUCGUCGAGUCUGGCCUGAACUAUCACCGUGGGCGAGCCCAUUAUCUAUGGACUCUCCCUAUGUUCCAUGCCAUGGGAUGGACAUUCCCCUGGUCGGUAACCGCAGUGCGCGGCACGCAUUACUGUCUCCGGAAGAUUGACUAUCCGGAGAUCUGGAGACUCCUGAAAGAGGAGCAUAUCACCCAUUUCAAUGCAGCUCCCACAGUCAAUACGCUGCUCUGCAAUGCCAAAGAAGCGGAGCGACUGCCCGAUCCCGUGCGUGUCACGGUGGCUGCUAGUCCACCCACGGCGCAUCUGUUUGAGCAGAUGACAGACCUCAACCUGCACCCGGUGCAUGUCUACGGCAUGACUGAAACCUACGGCCCUAUCACCAAGGGAUACUACCUGCCGGAAUGGGAUCAGAUCUCGCUCAAGGAGAAGUAUCAAAAGAUGGCGCGGCAGGGUCAUGGCUUCAUCACUAGUCUUCCCUGCCGAGUGAUCAAGGCCGAUGUCCCCGAAGGAACCAUCACAGAGGUUCGCAAGGAUGGCCAGGAGAUUGGCGAGAUUGUUUUCUUGGGCAAUAUCUGUGCUCGGGGAUACUACAAAGACCCGGAGGCGACUCGCAAGUUGUUCGCGGGCGGAGUCCUACACUCGGGCGACCUGGCCAUCUGGCAUGCCGACGGCGCAAUCCAGAUCCUCGAUCGAGCCAAGGAUAUCAUCAUCAGCGGUGGCGAGAAUAUCUCGUCGGUCGCCCUCGAGUCCAUGCUGGUCACGCACCCCGAUAUUCUGGAAGCAGGUGUCGUCGCUGUCCCCGACUCCCACUGGGGCGAGCGGCCCAAGGCCUUUGUGACGGUCAAGCCGGGCAAGCAGUUGCAGGGCCCGGAGGUGAUUGAGUGGGCGCGGAACAACAGUGGCAUCAGCAAGUUCAUGAUCCCGCGCGAAGUGGAUGUGGUGGCGGAGUUGCCCAAGACGAGCACGGGCAAGAUCCGCAAGAAUAUUCUGCGCGAGUGGGUGAAGAAGUAG